This is a messenger RNA of Grammomys surdaster, 1694 nucleotides long. Its product is annotated as cytochrome P450 2D3. Gene Ontology annotation, cellular component: intracellular membrane-bounded organelle; cytoplasm. The transcript has 9 exons. Gene Ontology annotation, biological process: arachidonate metabolic process; xenobiotic metabolic process. Gene Ontology annotation, molecular function: oxidoreductase activity, acting on paired donors, with incorporation or reduction of molecular oxygen, reduced flavin or flavoprotein as one donor, and incorporation of one atom of oxygen; iron ion binding; heme binding. NCBI's taxonomy places the organism in Eukaryota, Metazoa, Chordata, Mammalia, Rodentia, Muridae. The coding region runs from base 103 to 1605 and encodes 500 amino acids. The record is from RefSeq and is a predicted model, not a curated record.
UAAAAAGGUUGCAGGAUCCAAGCUUGGGGCUUCCUGAUCCUAGGAGUUGUAUUGAGUGUUAUUAAUUGGCCUUUAGGAAGUCUGGGCAGAAGCAUAGCAACCAUGGAGCUGCUGACCGGGACUGGCCUGUGGCCUGUGGUCAUAUUCACAGUCAUCUUCAUAUUACUGGUGGACCUGAUGCACCGAAGCAAGCGCUGGCAUUCUCGAUACCCACCUGGCCCUUUGCCAUGGCCUGUGCUGGGUAAUCUGCUCCAGGUGGACCUAGAUAACAUGCCAUACAGCCUGUACAAGCUUCAAAACCGUUAUGGUGACGUGUUCAGCCUGCAGAUGGCCUGGAAGCCUGUGGUCGUGAUCAAUGGACUGAAGGCAGUACAGGAACUGCUGGUGACCUGUGGAGAGGACACUGCUGACCGCCCUGAAAUGCCCAUCUUUCAACACCUAGGCUAUGGGCACAAAGCAAAAGGUGUGGUUCUUGCACCUUAUGGGCUUGAGUGGAGAGAGCAGAGGCGAUUCUCUGUGUCCACACUGCGCAACUUUGGCCUGGGCAAGAAAUCUCUGGAGGAGUGGGUGACAGAGGAGGCUGGUCACCUGUGUGAUGCCUUCUCCACCCAGGCUGGGAGUCCUUUCAAUCCUUACACCCUCCUCAACAAAGCUGUGUGCAAUGUGAUUGCCUCUCUCAUUUAUGCCCGUCGCUUCGAGUAUGGAGACCCCGACUUCAUCAACAUGCUAGAAGUAUUGAAAGAAAACAUGGGAGAAAAUACUGGCUUGAUCCCUGAGGUUCUGAACACAUUCCCAAUUCUCCUGCGCAUCCCAGGGUUGGCUGACAAAGUCUUCCCUGGGCAAAAGACAUUUGUGACCGUUGUGGAUAAGCUGGUGACUGAGCACAAGAGAACCUGGGACCCUGAGCAGCCACCUCGAGACCUGACUGAUGCCUUUCUGGCUGAGAUGGAGAAGGCCAAGGGGAACCCUGAGAGUAGCUUCAAUGAUUCAAAUCUACGUUUGGUUGUCCUUGACCUGUUUGGAGCUGGGAUUGUGACCACUUCAAUCACUCUUUCCUGGGCCCUGCUGCUCAUGAUCCUGCAUCCAGAGGUGCAGCGCCGAGUACAACAGGAAAUCGAUGAGGUCAUAGGGCAGGUACGGCAUCCUGAGAUGGCAGACCAGGCUCGCAUGCCCUACACCAAUGCUGUCAUCCAUGAGGUCCAACGCUUUGCAGACAUUGUCCCAAUGAACUUGCCACACAAGACUUCUCGAGACAUUGAACUGCAGGGCUUUUUUAUCCCUAAGGGGACUACCCUCAUCCCCAACCUGUCCUCCGUGCUGAAGGAUGAGACUGUCUGGGAAAAGCCCCUCCGCUUCCAUCCUGAACACUUCCUGGAUGCCCAGGGCCACUUUGUGAAGCAUGAGGCCUUCAUGCCAUUCUCAGCAGGCCGCCGAGCAUGCCUGGGGGAGCCCCUGGCCCGCAUGGAGCUCUUCCUCUUCUUCACCUGCCUCCUGCAGCGCUUUAGCUUCUCGGUGCCUGCUGGACAGCCCCGGCCCAGUGACCAUGGCAUCUUUAUGUUUCUGGUUAGCCCCUCCCCCUACCAGCUCUGUGCAGUCACACGCUAGCAGGAAACAAAUUCUAGUCCAGCCCCUAACUUAGAGUCAUAUGCAGAAUAAACCAGUUUUGUGGCUGCUGUUCCUUUUCUCAUUCUAAA